This is a messenger RNA of Lodderomyces jiufengensis, 2061 nucleotides long. RefSeq lists its product as uncharacterized. Gene Ontology annotation, molecular function: nucleic acid binding; zinc ion binding. Gene Ontology annotation, biological process: DNA integration. The annotation marks the transcript as partial. The record is from RefSeq and is a predicted model, not a curated record. Lineage: Eukaryota; Fungi; Ascomycota; Pichiomycetes; Serinales; Debaryomycetaceae. The transcript has 2 exons.
AUGGAUCUUGAUCCAAAUCCAAAUCGUAUCGUUAUGAGCCGUCACGCUUCCAGCACGUACGCUUCUGUAUCAAAAUUAAAAGGAAACCUUAAUUUUCAUACAUGGGAAAAACAGUUCGGAUUUUUAUUUUCAAAAUCAGUAACGCAAGAUUACUUGGUUAGAGGCCGCGAUGCGAUUAUUACAGAACAUGUUCCUGUCCAUUAUUCGAAUCAAUAUUUUACAUUGAUCGAACAUUUUAUUGAAGAAAUGGUGGUUCACACUGUCGAACCAGAAAUUAGAGAGAAAUUCUCAUUAGUCUACGGAUUAGACCACUACCGCGCUAUUGUUGCCUUAUACAAGACCAAUACCUUGGUCAAGAGCGCGAAAUUAAUUAAAAAGCAUUCUACAAAUGCUACUGUUUCAAAUUUUAAGACAUUACUUAAUAAUAUUAUUAUUAAUAUUCCUACCCAAGAUUUAGGAGGAAUUUUUGCAUUACUUAACUUACCGGAGCAACAUUGGGUUCCCAUUGAGACUCAACAUCAAAAGAAAAAGAGAGACAAUGAUACAUUAGCUUUUUCAUUUGAAGCGGUUAUGGAUUAUGCGGAAGAGCUUUCUGCUACUAUUCCGACCAAAAUUUCAAUUGCUGGUUCUACAUCAAGUGCAACUACCGCGACUGCUUUCUCGGCCCAAGAUUAUAAGUGCCUGAGAUGUAGCAAAAUUGGUCAUUUUGCUAAAGAUUGUCCCACUCCUCCAAACAAUAAUACCAACAACAGGAAUCAAAGUAAGAAAAAGUCUAAUAAUAACAACACCAAUAACAACAACAACAACAACAACAACAAAAAGAACCCGACACCAACUGCUAAUUCUGCUGAAGACGAGGAAAUUCAAACUAUGUCUGCCAUUGUUUAUGAAGAUGCUACAGCAUUCUUGACAGAUUUUAAAGUUUUAACGGAUUAUCAUCUUGACACUGGAGCUUCACGUCAUAUAGUUUCAGAUAAAGCUGCAUUCACAAAUUUAAAACCUCACCAAGCUCAAAUCAGAGUAGCUAAUGGUUCAUUUUUAACGGUUGAAGGUAUUGGUUCAGUCAAAUUACGUUUCCCAAAUGGUAAAUUAUAUGAAUUAACUGAUGUUUUAUAUACUCCAACUGGUCUGGUCAAUUUAAUUUCAAUCCCAUGCGCUGCUAGGCAUGGUUUAUCAUUCGGUUUUGAUGCAAAUGGUGCUUAUAUUUCCAAAGAUUUUGUUUUCAAAGAUAAUGAAUUCAAUGAAAUCUGUCCAUUAGUUGGUAAUCUUUUUACAUUUAAGAGUAAUACACACAAUAAAUCUGUUUAUCCGGCGGUUGAAUCCGCUUUUGUAGUUGAUGAAUCACUUCUUGAGAGAAAACUUAUGCACGCCCGACUCGGUCACCCUGGUACGACCAUUGCCCAAAAGUUACGUCGAUCCGGCGUACACGCGUUCGAUCCAGAUUGCGAGGAAUGUAAAACAUGCAAAUCUAUCAUGCAUUAUCCAAAAGAACGUACUUCAGAGCCGUCUAAAGUUGGCGAGAAGUUUCAUAUUGAUGUAUGCGGUCCAAUUCCAGAAUCUACUAGAGGUUAUAAUUAUUUUUUAACAAUAAUUGAUGAUGGUUCAAGAUACCUUAACGCUUGGCCAAUCAAGGCUAAAUCGGAUUGUGCUGAUAUAAUCAAGCAAUUCAUCAUUAACUGUAACAAUCAAAAUGCUCAUGGUAAUCACGUCAAAGCUAUUCAAGUCGAUAAUGGUGGUGAGGUUAUCAACGACAGCUUAAAGCUGUUCUUGGAUUCAAAAGGAAUCGCUUAUAAUCUUACGGUUCCCCACAACUCGCACCAAAACGGUUCUGCCGAACGGUCUCAUAGGACCAUUACCGAGCCAGCCCGAUGCCUUUUGAAAAAGGCAGGAAUGCCGAUAGACUACUGGUGUUUUGCAGUCGAAGCAACUGUAUAUAGCUUAAAUUUACUUCCACGGACAAUGCCUCAAAAUGUCCCUAAGGAUUUCACCAAUCCGCAUGAUUAUUGGCACAAGGACCAACUGUCAGUGACCAAAAUCAAAAGUCUUGGUACGGAUGUUGCG